UAGGCCUGUGCGUAGUAGAAUGUCUACGGCGUAUAUCGACAAGAGAAUUUGCUAAUUAUUUACAGUGCUAUAGAAUACCCUUCGCUAGGGCUGUUUCGUUUCAGUUCGCCUCUCGGCAUAGAGCGUACCUCGCGGUGACCAGCUUCAUCUUGUUUUCUGUCAGGCAAUCGCUACGGACAGCUGCGCAGGACCUUACGGGUCCUUCAUCGUGUUGGGUCCUAAAGUGAUGUUGCUCCACGUGAGUCUGGUAAAGAGCCGGAUGAUUAUGUUGUAAUUUUUGAACUGGGUUUUAAAUCUACUUCACUUAAAGAUUUUCUUUAACGUCACCGUAUUUAGUGGAUGACAAAGUGAGCUCUCCAGUCGCGACAAUGUCAGCAUUUCGGAAGAAGGUGGACAAUCGGAUCCGCGUCCAGAUCGAGAAUGGUGUGGCGGAACACCACCGGACCUUAUUCGUUGUAGUCGGCGAUCAUGGCAGAGAUCAGGUGGUCAUUCUGCAUCACAUGCUCUCCAAAGCCACCGUCAGAGCGCGACCGUCGGUCCUGUGGUGCUACAAGAAGGAGCUGGGCUUUAGCAGUCACCGCAAGAAGCGGAUGCGACAGCUCCAGAAAAAGAUUAAAACGGGUACCCUUAACCUGAAGCAGGAUGACCCAUUUGAGCUGUUCAUCGCCGCGACCAACAUCCGCUACUGCUACUACAACGAGACUCACAAAAUCCUGGGAAACACCUACGGCAUGUGCAUCCUGCAGGACUUUGAAGCCCUGACUCCCAAUCUACUGGCACGCACCGUUGAGACUGUAGAAGGAGGGGGAAUUGUGGUCAUUUUACUGAGGACCAUGAACUCACUGAAGCAGCUGUACACAAUGACAAUGGAUGUCCACUCUCGCUAUCGGACAGAAGCGCACCAGGAUGUUGUCGGGAGAUUCAAUGAGAGGUUCAUUCUGUCUCUCUCCUCCUGCAAAACCUGCGUUGUCAUUGACGACCAGCUCAACGUCCUGCCCGUCUCCAGCCACAUUGCCAACAUCAAACCAGUCCCACCCAAGACCCAGGAGGACGGGCUGUCUCCGCGGGAACUGGAGCUGAAGGAACUGAAGGAGUCUUUGCAGGACACACAGCCGGUCGGGGUCCUGGUGGACAGCUGCAAGACUCUGGACCAGGCCAAGGCGGUGCUCAAGUUCAUCGAGGCCAUUUCGGAGAAGACCCUGCGGAGUACCGUGGCUCUCACUGCCGCCCGUGGGCGGGGCAAGUCCGCUGCCCUGGGAUUGGCUAUCGCUGGGGCCGUGGCGUUCGGAUACUCUAAUAUCUUUGUGACGUCACCGAGCCCCGACAAUCUGCACACCCUGUUUGAGUUCAUUUUCAAGGGUUUCGAUGCCCUUCAGUACCAGGAGCAUCUGGACUAUGAGAUCAUCCAGUCGCUGAACCCAGAGUUUAACAAGGCCGUGGUGAGAGUGAACAUCUUCAAAGAGCACCGGCAGACCAUCCAGUACAUCCACCCGGCGGACGCGGUGAAGCUGGGGCAGGCGGAGCUGCUGGCCAUCGACGAGGCGGCGGCCAUCCCCCUGCCGCUGGUGAAGAGGCUGCUGGGACCGUACCUGGUGUUCAUGUCCUCCACCAUCAACGGGUACGAGGGGACGGGUCGCUCUCUCUCCCUCAAACUGAUCCAGCAGCUCCGGCAGCAGAGCACAGACAGCCAGCAGAGCCUCUCUGCCGAAAACAAGACCUCCACCUCCGCCCGGCUGGCAGCAGCCCGCACGCUCCACGAGGUCUCCCUCCACGAGUCGAUCCGAUACGCCCCCGGCGACGCCGUGGAGAAGUGGCUGAACGACCUGCUCUGCCUGGACUGCCUCAGCGUCCCCCGAAUCAUCUCCGGCUGCCCCCUCCCCCAGACCUGCGACCUAUACUAUGUGAACAGGGACACGCUGUUCUGCUACCACAAGGCCUCCGAGACCUUCCUGCAGCGGCUCAUGGCCCUGUACGUGGCCUCGCACUACAAGAACUCCCCCAACGAUCUCCAGAUGCUCUCCGACGCCCCCGCCCAUCACCUCUUCUGCCUGCUGCCCCCCGUCCCGCCUACCCAGAAUUCACUGCCUGAGGUCCUGGCGGUUGUACAGGUGUGCCUGGAGGGGGAGAUUUCUCGCCAGUCCAUCAUGAACAGCCUGUCCCGGGGGAAGAAGGCCUCUGGGGACCUCAUCCCCUGGACCGUUUCGGAACAGUUCCAGGACCCCGAUUUCGGCAGCCUCUCUGGAGCGAGGGUGGUCCGCAUCGCCGUGAACCCCGAUUAUCAGGGGAUGGGCUACGGCUCCCGCGCGCUGCAGCAGCUGCAGCUGUACUAUGAGGGCCAGUUCCCCUGCCUGGAGGAGUCUGCGCAGACGGCUGCCAGCCAGAUCACGCCCGUCUGCAGCGAGGCUGUGAGCCUGCUGGAGGAGGUGGUCUCUCCCAGGAAGCACCUCCCCCCGCUGCUGCUGAAGCUGAGCGAGCGCCCGGCCGAGAAGCUGGACUACCUGGGCGUGUCCUACGGGCUGACAUCACAGCUGCUGAAGUUCUGGAAGCGGGCCGGAUUCGUUCCCGUGUAUUUGCGCCAAACCCCUAAUGACCUGACGGGGGAGCACUCGUGCGUGAUGCUGAAGGAGCUGAACUCGGAGGAGGAACAGGGCCAGUGGCUCUCUGCUUUCUGGAAGGACUUCCGCCGGCGCUUCCUGUCUCUGCUGUCCUACCAGUUCCGCAGUUUCCCCCCGAGCCUGGCGCUCAACAUCCUGCAGAACAGGAACGCCAAGCAGGACGUCCCGUCAGCGCUCUCGAACCCUGAGCUAGCCGCUCAGUUCAGCCCCUACGAUCUGAAGAGGCUGGAGAUGUACUCCAGGAACAUGGUGGAUUACCACCUCGUCAUGGACAUGAUCCCUGCCGUCGCCAGAAUGUUCUUCCUCAAACAGCUGGGGGACAUCUCCCUGUCCGCUGCUCAGUGUGCGCUCCUGUUGGGAAUAGGGUUGCAGCAUAAGACUGUGGAUGAGCUGGAGAAGGAGAUACAGCUCCCCAGCAGCCAGAUUAUGGGCCUGUUCAACCGGCUCAUACGCAAGGUGGUGCAGUACUUCAACAGCAUACAGGAGACCGCCGUAGAAGCAGAGAUGGCGGUGUCCAAGGAAAUCGCCAUGGAGCCGACCGCCCGGACGCUCAGCGAGGACCUGGAUGAGGCUGCCAAGGAGUUCCAGGAGAAGCACAAGAAAGACAUGGAGCAGAUCAAGGAGAUGGACCUGACACAGUACAUGAUCCGGGGCGAUGAUGAGGAGUGGGAUCAGGUGCUGAAGAAGGCUGGCCAGACCGCCAUCAUCAGCAUAAAGAGUGACAAGAAGAGGAAGCUCGACGGAACCAAAAUGGAGCAGUGGCAGAACAAGAAGGCGAAGAAACAAGGGAAGGACAAACAGGGGAAGGAGAAAAAGGGGAAAUAUGGCAAAUUUGGCAAAUAAAAGCCAGGCACGCAGUCACAUGAAAACAUGCAGGUGUAAUCAAGUAUGAUCAUGUCAGUGUGAAUUGAGGGGGGUCGACGAUCGAUUUGCUUGUAUCAUAUGAUUUGGGCAAACAAUGCAUUGGCUGGAUUUAACCUGUUGAGUUUUAUUAGUUCUUUCCUGAAUAUAUUUCACAUCACUCUUGUUGGAAAUUCUUUGUAAAGUGACUUUUACAGGCAGAAUUAAUAAAUUAUGAUUUUUUUUUAAAGAAAAAACUCCUGGUGAAAGGUUUUGCGUGUGUAUAAUCGUAUUUACCAGCGUUCCGAAAGCGAUGUUUGCGGCUUGACCGAUGACAUUUACAGUAGCUUUGCCUGGCGUCUAGACGUCUUUAGACGCAUGCAGUACUGGUAGAUUAGCGACCCCACAAAAGCCGCUCCCUCUCUAAAGCCGAGUGCUUGCCGCGCAGAGUUUAUUCGGCUCUCUUAUUUAAACACUAGAAUAAUAUCUAGUGAUACAUCUGUUCAGUUUGGUUGGGUUUGUUUGACUCUCAUCUCAUUCACGCAGAAUAGCUGCACGAUGCGAGUCGCUGCGCGUGCCUCUUGGAGUUGAACGGUUGCCAAAUGUCCUGAAUGUUCCCCGUUUUUUUCCGUGGAGUUCACGGGAACGCAACAAAGUCCUUAUUCUUUCUAGGACAUCAAGUCAAACUGCAUAUCAUCACAAAUCUAGCGGACCGUACCAAACUGGGUCGCGGUUAGUAAUGUUACGUUACUUUUGAAAAAACUGAAAAAUCUUGAAGUUGGUGUUGGUUGAUCUAGUCCGUGCGUUGUGACGCGAUUAGUUCUGAGUCAGGGAGUGCGCCUAGAUGCGUUUUUAUAAGCAGCGAAAGGCGCUCAGCCGUGAACACUCAGGAAGAAAGUCAGAGUAGAAGUUGAUUUUUCUGUAAAUAAUCCACGGAGUAUAAGUGGUACCUGCUAUUUCUGUGCAUCCACAGACUAUUAAUUCGGAGCUUUCGUAUUUUUGAGACUAGACUGGACCACCUUUUAUUUACGGUUUCAAUUUAUAUUAAAAUAUCUUUGUCGCAAUGAAUAUAGGCCUACCCGUAGUUGACUUCGAUGCAUACAGGCUUGGAGUUGACGAUGUAGCGGAUGAAAAAUUGGAUGUCUUGGCCAAGGAGCUGAAAACGGCUUUUACUGAAGUUGGAUUUGUGUACCUGAAAAAUAACGGCAUUUCUCAACAAGAGGUAAAUGGCUUGUGACAAGGCUAAUUUACGUGCGCGUGUAGCCUAUGUGUAUGCAUGUACUAAUUUACGCAGAUAAUAUAUAGUUUAGCAGUAUUAAAUUGUACUUCAGACUUGGCACAGUUAGUAGCCGCUUAAGUUGCAUUCAUAAUUUAAUCGAGCUGGAUACAAUUAAAACCAAUUCCGCGCAGUAUGAUCUUACAUUCACACCACCUAUUCUGUAUGAUUGUCAUAUAGGUGCGGGGUAAUUAUAAUAGCAAAUGAAAACACCCUAUAAUGUGCUUCGGCUAGGCUACACUGGUUUUUUUCUGCACAUACUAAUGUUAAUCAAGGAAACGCAUUUCCAGUAGUAGCAUAAAGCCAGCCAAAUCCUCAAAUGAUGAAAUUAUUCAUGGAAAAAAACUGCGUGAACCUGCACGCACAAGCAACUUAAUAACUUACAGUGAAGUGCAUUUUAACGCUCAAAUUGAUGAGGAAAGCUACUUUCGUUUGUUUCUCAACUCUCGAGUAAGUUUUCUACAAAGCAAAUAGUCCACUUUACAGACCUGUCUGGUGUGUGCUGAUAAAUACCUAGGAGCAGGUGGCUGUUUACCUUCCAUUUAAUCGCUUGGAGCAUCCAGAGGAUGAGGGUGUCAACACAGCAAGCAAAUUAGCUGCACACAUUUAAGAUUAAACACGUUGAGUAAAAUUAAGAAAUAUUAAACACUAUUUAAAAUUCAUAAGGUUUUCCCAAAAGGACACAACAUGUAGAUGGUUUCCAACACCAUCUAGUGUCCCUCAUCUCCGAAUCUGAAGCCCUCGUUUUCUAGAUGGCAUUCUGCAAACAUAACUGCAAAAAAAAAAAAAAAAAAAAAAAAUUUAAAAGCACGGCAUUGGUUAUGGCAAGUCAGAGUCGACA
Anguilla anguilla (European eel) is the source of this 5572-nucleotide messenger RNA. RefSeq names its product N-acetyltransferase 10 (gene nat10). The transcript is spliced from 29 exons. The record is from RefSeq and is a predicted model, not a curated record. NCBI's taxonomy places the organism in Eukaryota, Metazoa, Chordata, Actinopteri, Anguilliformes, Anguillidae. Gene Ontology annotation, molecular function: ATP binding; tRNA binding; 18S rRNA cytidine N-acetyltransferase activity. The coding region runs from base 369 to 3458 and encodes 1029 amino acids. Gene Ontology annotation, biological process: rRNA acetylation involved in maturation of SSU-rRNA. Gene Ontology annotation, cellular component: nucleolus; 90S preribosome.